GGCCCAAAUUGCCAUUCACUUCCACUCACUUCAUCUUGAUGCCCGAAAUCAGUCUUCAGCAGAAUUGAUUGCAGCUCCAAUUCUUCUUCCAGCAAAACUCAAUAAUCAGAAAUCAAAGCAGAAGCAGGGGUGUCCAUCAAAAUGCUGCAGAAUCUGUUUUGGAUAAUUACGUUCCUUCAUCCAUGUCUAAAGUGCCAUUAGAACACCCUGUCCAGGCGCAUAGCACCACAAAGGUUUAGAUUUCCCAUUUUUGUUUUACAUGAUUUAAGAUUUUUGGGUUUGUGGAAAUUUUCUGGUUUUAUCCAAAUAAAGAAUGCAGAGAGCUAGUUCAAAGAAAUUCCUAGCUCUCUGCAGAAAAUGGCCGUUACCCCUUUUCUCAUUUCAUGAACCAUCAAAAAGUCGUCAUUUUUCUACCUAUUCCCAUCUGGGUUCAGCCCAAAACUCGGUAAAAUCCAGUUCUUGGAAAGAAAGUGGAAGGGUUUCGAGUGAAGCAAUAAAAGGGCAUGACUUAAUUCGCCUCAGUUCUGAACCAGAAAGCUCAAUGGACAGUAAAAGGCAUGAUGAAUUUUCUGCUGAUGUUGAAAAGAUUUAUAGAAUUUUGAGAAAAUUUCAUACUAGAGCCCCGAAAUUGGAACUUGCCUUGAAAGAAUCAGGCGUUGUUGUAAGAUCAGGAUUGACCGAAAGAGUUUUGAACCGUUGUGGUGAUGCUGGAAACUUAGGAUAUAGUUUCUUUGUGUGGGCGUCGAAACAGCCGGGCUAUAGGCAUAGUUAUGAUGUGUAUAAGGCAAUGAUCAGGAUUAUGGGGAAAAUGAGACAAUUUGGAGCUGUUUGGGCUCUUAUUGAGGAGAUGAGGAAGGAGAAUCCUCAGCUGUUAUCGCCUGAGAUGUUUGUUGUUCUGAUGCGGAGAUUUGCCUCUGCAAAGCUGGUCAAGAAAGCUAUUGAAGUUUUGGAUGAGAUGCCAAAAUACGGGUGUGAACCAGAUGAGUAUGUUUUUGGAUGUUUGUUGGAUGCUUUGUGCAAGAAUGGCAGUGUUAAAGAAGCUGCAUUGCUUUUCGACGAUAUGAGGAUGAGAUUUAAGCCAACAAUUAAGCAUUUUACUUCACUGUUAUAUGGUUGGUGUAGGGAAGGGAAGCUUAUGGAGGCAAAACAUGUAUUGGGGAAAAUGAAGGAAGCAGGGUUUGAACCUGACAUUGUGGUCUACAACAAUUUGCUUAAUGGAUAUGCAGUGGCUGGGAAAAUGGUAGAUGCAUUUGAUCUAUUGCAAGAGAUGAAGAGGAAGGGUUGUGAACCCAACGCAACAUCAUUUACUGUUGUGAUUCAGGCCCUUUGUGCUCAGGAAAAGAUGGAUGAAGCAAUCCGAAUCUUAAGCGAUAUGGAAAGGAGUGGGUGUGAGGCUGAUGUGGUGACAUAUACUACUAUGAUAAGUGGAUUUUGUAAGUGGGGUAAGAUAAAUAAGGGGUAUGAGCUUUUGGAUGGCAUGAUACAGAAGGGGCUCACUCCUACUCAGACUACGUAUUUGCACAUCAUGUUGGCUCAUGAGAAGAAGGAAGAGCUGGAGGAGUGUAUGCAACUUGUGGAAGAGAUGCAGAAGAUUGGUUUAGUUCCUGACGUCAGCAUUUACAAUACUUUAAUCCGAUUGUCUUGCAAGUUGGGGGAGAUUAAAGAAUGUAUUAGAUUUUGGAAUCAGAUUGAAGUGAAUGGGAUAAGUCCAGGGGUUGACUCUUUUGUCAUUAUGAUAAAUGGCUUAGUGGAGCAAGGGUGUCUGGUGGAAGCAUGUAAUUACUUUAAAGAUAUGAUCUUGAGAGGUCUGCUGUCUGCUCCUCAAUAUGGUACCCUUAAGGAUCUAUUAAAUUCUUUGCUUAGAGCUGAUAAGGUUGAAAUGGCUAAAGAUGUCUGGAGUUGCAUUAUGACUAAAGGAUGUGAACUCAACACAUAUGCGUGGACAAUUUGGAUUCAUGCACUCUUCUCAAAGGGGCAUGUGAAGGAAGCUUGUUCGUACUGUUUGGAUAUGAUGGAUAGUGGCGUGAUGCCUCAGCCAGACACCUUUGCCAAGCUAAUGCGUGGUUUGAGGAAGCUGUACAACAGGCAACUUGCUGCUGAAAUCACAGAGAAGGUGAGGAAAAUGGCUGCUGAGAGACAGAUGACCUUUAAGAUGUAUAAACGGCGUGGUGAAAGAGACUUAAAAGAGAAAGCUAAGGCAAAAAAGGAUGGGAGAAAAAGGCGAGCUCGUCGACGUCGGUGGGGCAAGGCCCAUAAUGAAGCUAGCAUUUAGUGAUAUAAGUUUAAUAAGGGGCAUACUACAGAUUCGAUAUGCUUGAGCUGUAGCAUCAAAUAUCCAAGUGCAAGCAUCGAAAUCAGAGUCCAUGGAAUAGCAUCGUACUGUUCUUUGAUGCAACAAUAGAAUGAGAGGCUCGGCCUAGCUAAUGGCAAAGCCCAAAGUUGCACUCAUAUCAUAUCAAAAUUGGGCUCUACUAGGCAAGUCAUCAAAGUUGGGCUGUAGGCAGGAUCCAGCCACGCCCUUCCCCUGCGGUGGCAUUGUGCAUUUCCUCCCCAUCCUGCAGGCGGGUUCAAGCCUCCUUGGGGGUUCGGCCACUGCCUUUCUCCGCUCCGUGGUGGCAUCAUGGACUUGCUCCUCCACCGAGCUGGUAGAGGGUCGGGAUCGAAGCCUCCUCCGUGGCUAUAGCUUACUUGCCUCCUGCUAUACUCACGACUGUACUUCAGUGGUUGCACGCAUUUCUUCCACCUUUCUCUCCACCCGGUACUACUCCUGGUGAUCGAUCACAAGAGCCCUCCAACUCCUCCGGCUUUGGAGGGUUCUAUUAACAAUUCAACCUUUCUUGAAAGGCAUGCGUAAUCCUUAAAUUGUACUUGCCCACCGAAAAAAGAAAAACAAGCAAAUAAUCAUCACCU
This is a messenger RNA of Coffea eugenioides, 2910 nucleotides long. RefSeq names its product putative pentatricopeptide repeat-containing protein At5g65820. The transcript is spliced from 3 exons. Gene Ontology annotation, molecular function: protein binding. The record is from RefSeq and is a predicted model, not a curated record. Bases 314 to 2272 code for a protein of 652 amino acids. Lineage: Eukaryota; Viridiplantae; Streptophyta; Magnoliopsida; Gentianales; Rubiaceae.